Molecule: messenger RNA, 1561 nt
Organism: Alosa alosa (allis shad)
Lineage: Eukaryota; Metazoa; Chordata; Actinopteri; Clupeiformes; Clupeidae
Gene: trub2
Product: TruB pseudouridine (psi) synthase family member 2
Exons: 8
Coding region: 350-1396 (348 amino acids)
Biological process (GO): RNA processing; pseudouridine synthesis
Molecular function (GO): RNA binding; pseudouridine synthase activity
Source: RefSeq, a predicted model, not a curated record
GAUAAGGUUAGGUUAGUAAUUUCCACUGUCCAUGGUAAUUUCUGGCGACUUGACAGGGACUGGUCACUGUUUACAGGAGUUAUCUUUAGUCUUGUAUGUUUUGGGUAUGUCUGGACGUUGGAAAUGUUUUUUAGAAGCGAUGGGCCUAUAAUACUUGUCCACCAAAGAAAGAUUUUUAAUGCUUUGACCUGGACGGUCACUGUUCCCCAGAAAAGUGCGCUUUCGUCUGACGCAUUUUGAUGGGCCAUCUAUUCUUGGCUGUAGCCUAAUCGCGACUGCAUUGUACCCUUAUUUCGUUUUCAUUUAAUAACCGUAUGUGGAAACAACGUCAUUCUUUCAGAGCACAAAAAUGUCAAGUCCUGCUCGACUUUACCGUAAACUUGAAGGGUUGUUUUCCGUAUUUAAGCCCUCCGGAAUUCAUUGGAAACUCGUCCGUGAUACCAUAGAAGCAAAUCUCCUUAAAGAAAUCAAUGCUGCUCCUUCUCCUGCCCCGAAACUUGAGGUUAAUUUCCAGGCUUUACCCAGUGGAGAGUCAGGAACAACCAAGGAACUCAUUAUGGCUGCCACUCAGCUCCCAGUUCUUUCUGCCAGCCCUCAAGUGAGAGGGCCGCGGUAUAGGACUCUGAAGGUAGGAGUGGGCCAUCGUCUGGAUGCAUUCUCAUCUGGAGUGCUUGUUCUAGGUGUUGGACAAGCAAACAGGGCCCUAGCAGAGUUCUACAGCUCGCCGGUUACAAGGGACUACACAUUAGAAGGGGAGUUUGGGAUGGCCACAGAUGACUUUUCUUACACCGGGCGCAUCAUAGAAAGGACUACAUUUGAUCACAUCACUCUGGAAAAGCUGGAGAAGAUCCUGGCUAUGAUUCAGGGAGGCCAUCAGAAAGCUCUGAUUACAUACUCAGGUGUGGACCUUCAGUCUCAAGAGGCGUAUGAGCUGGCGGUGCACGGGAUGCUGCAGCCACACAGCAAGUCUCCCCCCAUCCUCACGGGUCUGCGCUGCAUCCAUUUCCAGCCCCCCCACUUCACCCUCGAGGCUCAAUGCGUGAAUGAGACACAGCGUUACUUGCGCAAGCUUAUACAUGAGGUAGGUCUGGAGCUACGAAGUUCGGCAGUCUGCAGAGGCGUACGGCGCAUACGCGAUGGGCCCUUUGGCCUGCAGGAGGCGCUCACUCGACAGCACUGGACUGCCUCAGACAUUCGGCGGGGCAUCAAGGUGCACCGUUCUAUGCUGAAGGCCUUCAGCAAGGUCAGCGAUUCCACACGUGCAGAGAAAGCUCAGUCAAAACAGCGCUACCAGAAGACAGGGACAGCAGAUGACUCCACAGCCAAUAUUACUGCCACUACCCCAAAGCAUCUGCAUUCUGCUACAGAGGAAGCAGCAGAAAAUGUUUCACCCUAAUAGGGUGCAGCUGUUAUUUAUACUGGGGAUACUACAGUUAAAAAAAACUGGAUCUUUCUGAUGUUUGGGUGUUGGUUAUUUCAUAUGCCAAUGUUUUUUGGACAGUAUCUGUCCCCUUACUGGUAUGUGUAUCCCAUAUUCCAAUAAAGUUUGUUCUAAAACAAA